GUUGCUGGAGCAGCACUGUUGAUCAACAUGAUAAAGUCGUACUUUGCAUCCUCUGGCAAAAGGCGCUAUAUAAACCCAGCUACUGCAGAACACCUGUCAGACUGGACUUGCCGAUGUGACCAAAGCUUUACCACUGCAUAUAAAAGUAUUUUGGAAAAAUGGACCAGAACUCAGAGGAAUUGGCCCCAGUGGCCAAGGAACUGAAGGAGAAAGAACUCCAAGAAGGCGAGAUUGAGAAUGAAACAGGAAGGAAAGAUCGCGGGACCUGGACCAGCCAAUUGGACUUUCUUCUGACCUUGAUAGGAGCAUCUGUGGGACUUGGAAAUGUUUGGCGAUUCCCUUAUUUGUGUUACAAGAACGGAGGAGGAGCGUUCCUGAUUCCUUAUUUCAUCUGUUUGAUUCUCGGUGGGAUUCCGCAGUUGAUUCUUGAGGUCGGUCUUGGGCAAUGGACCAAUCAGGCUGCCGUCACUUCCUGGGACAUCUGCCCGAUCUUCAAAGGUCUCGGCCCUGCUGGGAUGUUUAUCCAGUUCUUCUUCGACAUCUACUACAUUGUCAUCAUGGCGUGGGCCUGCUAUUACAUGUUCAUGUCGUUCACAUCCAAGCUACCAUACUCCCACUGCGACAACGAGUGGAAUACUCCUUGCUGCUUUGCAACGGGCGAUAUCGGCGUUGACAAGGCGAAUGACACCACUGUGAUGACGACGGCCGCAAUGUCAUACGACCCGACCGGGGCACAGUCCACCAACGUCACCGAGCAUUGCAAUGAAACAGUUUCAUCGACUGUUGAAUUCUGGGAUCGUAAGAUUCUCCAGAUACAUUUAUCAGAUGGCAUCCAUGACCUCGGUGGCAUCAACUGGCAGCUCUUACUCUGCAUGUUCCUCGCCUGGUUUAUAUGCUAUCUAUGCAUUUGCAAAGGUGUCAAGACAUCGGGAAAGGUGGUCUACUUCACAGCGCCAUUCCCGUAUAUCCUUCUGACUAUCCUGUUGGUUAGGGCUGUCACCCUACCCAAUGCUCUGGAGGGCAUUAUAUAUUAUCUUAAGCCAGACAUCACAAGACUUAGCGACAGCCAGGUAUGGAUGGAUGCUGCGACACAAAUCUUCUUUUCAUAUUCCCUUGGACACGGAGUUCUUAUUGCUCUGGGUAGCUACAACAGACACAAACAUAACUUCAUUAGGGACUCCUUGAUAUUCACUGCUGCUAAUUCUGGAACCAGCCUCUAUGCUGGGUUUGUCAUUUUUGCAGUACUCGGAUUCAUGGCCGGCCAGCAGGGUGUCAAUGUAUCAGUGGUAGCAAAGUCAGGUCAGUGUUUCAUAAAGCAGUUCGUAGGUUAAAAGACAAGUCUACCCCAACCAUUAGUUAAUUUGAAUAAAAAGAGAAAAAUCCAACAAGCAUAACACUAACAAUUUUAUCAAAAUCGGAUGUAAAAUAAGAAAGUUAUGACAUUUUAAAGUUUUGCUUAAUUUCACAAAACAGUUAUAUGUACAUCCUGGGCGGUAUGCAAAUGAGGACACUGAUGACAUCAUCCACUCACUAUUUAUCUUGUAUUUCAUUAUAUGAAAUAUGAAAUAUUCUAAUUUUCUCCUCAUCGUCAAGUGAAACAAAGAUUAAUUCCUCCCUGAACAUGUGGAAUUUGCAUUGUUUUAAUACUAUAUGGUUCAGUCAAGUUGGUCCUUAUUGUCAAAUCUGUAAAAAAAUGAAAUAUUGUAUAAUUUAAACAAUAAAAAAACAAAACAAAUAGUGAGUGAUGGACAUCAUCGACUGUCUCAUUUGCAUGGCACUGAGAUGUGCAUAUAACUGUUUUGUGAAAAAUAAGCGAAACUUUAAAAUGUCAUAACUUUCUUAUUUUACAUCCGAUUUUGAUGAAAUUUUUAACGUGUUUGCUCGUUGGAUUUUUCUCUAUUUAUUCAAAUCAUCAUUUUCUGGGGUAGACUUGACCUUUAAGAAAGACUUUAAGAAGGACUGGUGAUCCUUUCUUGUAGUAAAUGGUAGAAUAAAUUGGCGACGGCUUAACGCCUAAGAAAGGAUCACCAGCAGUAGCGUACCUAUAAUUUUUCACAGGGGGGGGGGGCAUAAUCGUCCGCCAAAAAAUUUGACAAGCAAAAAAAAAAAAAAAGGAUCUUCUUCAACUUCAAAGGAGGGCACUGGUUGCUCGUCACGGAUCAGUUAUGACUCGUCAGGGAGGCAGGGAUAGGUAGGUCCCUUGCAUGGGUUGUGACUCGUCAGGGGGGCAGUCUGCCCCCACCCCCCCCCCUAGGUACGCUAGUGAUCACCAGUCGUUCUUAUUCACAACC
Molecule: messenger RNA, 2291 nt
Organism: Lytechinus pictus (painted urchin)
Lineage: Eukaryota; Metazoa; Echinodermata; Echinoidea; Temnopleuroida; Toxopneustidae
Product: sodium- and chloride-dependent betaine transporter-like
Exons: 8
Coding region: 159-1331 (390 amino acids)
Biological process (GO): sodium ion transmembrane transport
Cellular component (GO): plasma membrane
Source: RefSeq, a predicted model, not a curated record